Phalaenopsis equestris is the source of this 1022-nucleotide messenger RNA. Its product is annotated as protein G1-like7. Lineage: Eukaryota; Viridiplantae; Streptophyta; Magnoliopsida; Asparagales; Orchidaceae. The record is from RefSeq and is a predicted model, not a curated record. Gene Ontology annotation, cellular component: nucleus. The transcript has 2 exons. The coding region runs from base 346 to 891 and encodes 181 amino acids. Gene Ontology annotation, biological process: response to light stimulus; mRNA transcription.
UACCCCUCACAUUCAGUGCACCACCCAAACCCCACAACCGAAACCUCGCCUCAUCAUAGCUCCCUUCCUCGUCCAAACCCCGAACGGGCCCUCGCCCGAACCCCACCCUCCACUAGGGGCCACCACGUUACCUCCACCUCCCUCCUUCCACAGACUCAUCCUCCCCAAUCCAUCAAAUACUUCGCUUUUUCAAACGUCCCAUCCAAUUCUCCCAUCCCCUCUCCCCAUCCCCUCCUCCUUCCAUCGACUCUCUCUUCACGCACAACAAAACCCCCGCCACCUGAAUCCAAAUGGACUCCAAAACACCACCAGCCCGCCAAUCCAACCAAAAAUAAAACCCGGCCCAUGGAUCCAGCUCCCGACGGGAAGCCCCCUUCUUCCUCUAAACCCACAGAAACAACUGCCGCGUCAUCCUCCUCCUCCCAACCAAGCCGCUACGAAUCCCAGAAACGCCGGGACUGGAACACCUUCCUGCAGUACUUAAAAAACCACAAUCCGCCCCUCACUCUUCCCCGCUGCAGCGGCGCCCACGUCAUCGAGUUCCUCAAAUACCUCGACCAAUUCGGUAAAACCAAAGUUCAUUCCCAAGCCUGCGCCUAUUACGGGCAGCCAAACCCGCCCGUGCCCUGCGCCUGCCCUCUUUGCCAGGCUUGGGGAUCCCUCGACGCUCUCAUCGGCCGCCUCCGCGCCGCUUAUGAGGAAAACGGAGGACGCCCCGAGUCCAACCCGUUCGCCGCACGUGCCGUCCGAAUCUACCUCCGCGACGUGCGGGAGUCCCAGGCAAAGGCCCGCGGCAUACCCUAUGAAAAAAAGAAGCGCAAGCGUCUGCCUUCUGCUGCACCGAGUAGUCAACAGACCGGCGAGGGAUCCGCCUCUGGACUUUUCAAAUGAAUUUUUGAGCUUCAAAUGAUCACCCACAAAAUCAUUCUGAGAAAUAUGCCCUUUGUAAUAUUACAAACUUGAGAGAUUUCAAGCACUAGCCGUCUAGGUAUUGGUCCCCCUCCAGGAGGAGUUUAUUCCGC